GCCUUCCUGAUCUCGAGUGCCAAAGAUGUAUGGUUCAAUACUUCAAUUAUCACAUCCGGUCGACCUUCUAAAGUUGAUUCAGCUGAGGGAAAUUACCUCAAUCUUCAAUCUAGAGAUACCUUAGAGUUACUUGUGAAUUCUUCCAUUGACAGCAUUCACAACUCUAAAUUUUCUGAUGAGUCCUUCAGAACUCUAUGUAAAGACAUGAAAGGGAACGAGCUCAUUUCACUUUUGCAGAAUAAGUCAGCAGUUGAGAAUUUCAUCACAAACCAGAGACACCCUUACAUAAAUUUUUGGGGAAAUCACAGUCAUAUAGUUGGAUGUAACCAAACCAGGUCUCAACUUGAAGAGCCUAGUUUGUGUCUUCAGCCACAGAAGCAGCCUCAAGUUCAUUCUAAUAGAAUUUGUAAUUCUGUUUCAUCAAAGGUUGCAAUACCAAGUAACAAACGGAUUAAGUGGACUCAAGAACUUCACGAGCGAUUUGUUGAGUGUGUAAAUCGCCUUGGGGGUGCUGAAAAAGCAACUCCAAAGGGAAUCCUAAAGCUGAUGAACUCUGAAGGAUUGACCAUCUUUCAUAUGAAAAGUCACUUGCAGAAAUAUCGUGCUACCAAAUAUAUAACAGAAUCUGCCGAAGAGAAAUGUGAGAGGAAAACUUGUCUAAGCUUAAUGCCACAGCUCGAUCAAGAAAUAAACACGCAGAUAGCAGAGGCACUAAAACUGCAAAUGGAUGUCCAGAGGCGCGUAUAUGAACAACUAGAGAGUCAAAGAGUAAUGCAAUUGCAGAUUGAAGAACAAGGGAAGCAACUUAAGAAGAUGUUGGAGCACCAGAGGACGACAAAUUAUAAGACCUGUAUUGAUGAUGCCGAAGAUACUGAACAACUGAAUUCAUCAAAAUCAUUGAACAAAUGAAAAUUUAUCGAAGAACACUACUCGAAGAUAUCAUCUACCAUAUUGGCUGAAAGACUCUGGUGUGACUUUGUCUUUGUCCCAUAAUUUCACACAAUAACAGGUAGAAAACACAUUGUUGAGCACUGAGUCCUAAAUUUUGCAACCAAAAAAAAAUUGGCUCCUCAAUUCAUGUAUGAACCAUUUCACCUUCCUUGAUAUGCUCAGUUUUUAAGAAAAAAGGAAAAUUCUACUUAUGUUGUGAUUCAGAAGUACAACACUGGAGUGAAAUUAGAGGUAUAAGAGGCUACAAAAUCGAAGUUUGGCAGGGAAUGUGGCUUGCAAAUCCAAAAGGAAGGCUUAGCUUAUAGUUUAUCUUUUUGUUCUCUGACUCAUUUUAUUUAAUCAUUACGACACACUACAACGCGCGAUUGUGAUGUUGAAUUCCACCAUGUUCUUGUUUUCUUCUAUAUACUAUUUCAUAUUUUUUAUAGAAUCUAGACAACCCACACAUUUUAUUGCUUAUAAAUACAAACUGCCAUUUAUGGAACGACCCAAAGCUAAAUAUUAAUUAUAAAAAAAAUUAAAAAUUCAGCAUGACCUUUGCUAAAAAGGAGCCUACAACCACCUGCUCAAAUAAAAAAAAUGCAAUUGCCCUUCCUGGCCCAUCAAGACUUAUCUAAGCUAUCCCAACACAAGAUACAAAACAAAAACAUAUAAUACAUUCCAGCAUCCCAUUCAUUC
This is a messenger RNA of Cornus florida, 1629 nucleotides long. RefSeq names its product myb family transcription factor PHL5-like. The transcript is spliced from 7 exons. The record is from RefSeq and is a predicted model, not a curated record. NCBI's taxonomy places the organism in Eukaryota, Viridiplantae, Streptophyta, Magnoliopsida, Cornales, Cornaceae. Gene Ontology annotation, molecular function: DNA binding; DNA-binding transcription factor activity. The coding region runs from base 205 to 909 and encodes 234 amino acids.